This is a messenger RNA of Oryzias melastigma (Indian medaka), 8008 nucleotides long. It is a transcript of the gene arhgef10la, whose product is annotated as Rho guanine nucleotide exchange factor (GEF) 10-like a. Gene Ontology annotation, molecular function: guanyl-nucleotide exchange factor activity; protein binding. The record is from RefSeq and is a predicted model, not a curated record. Gene Ontology annotation, biological process: positive regulation of stress fiber assembly; SREBP signaling pathway; actin cytoskeleton organization. Gene Ontology annotation, cellular component: cytosol. Lineage: Eukaryota; Metazoa; Chordata; Actinopteri; Beloniformes; Adrianichthyidae.
AUGUUCCAGUCGCUGAAUCAUCCAGCUGUCCAGCUGCAGCAGCAGCAGUAGAACCCGCUUCUCCAGUACCUCCUGCAGCAGAGCAGCUCCAGGAGGCCCCCGGGGGGCCAGCAGCGGAUCCUGGAGACCCCAGAAACGAAAGCGCUGAAGGAGGCUCCGACCCCCAGGACAUCUCUGAAGAACGGUCGCACAGCACGGGAACUGGACCUCUUCCUACAGCUCUGGGUGAGUGUGCCGCUGCAGCGACUACAUCAGAGGUCAUCUACGACGAUGUUCCGUGUGAGGACGCCGUCUGCCCCGCUGAAGCAGACAUGAUCUACGAAGACGUUCAGAGAGACAACGGCGCUCUGCAGGCAGACAACGGCUGGAGCUCCAGCGAGUUCGAGAGCUACGACGAGCACUCGGAUAAUGAGGCCAAGCUGCCCGCGAGGAGCAAGCUCCCUCCUGAAGUGUGUCGGCUGAGGGAACGCUGUGCCCGGACCCGGCGUGAGCUGGCCAUGCGGCUGUCGGGAAGGCACGACUGUGACAUGAAGGUUCAGCAGCUCAUGAAGGCAGCGAGGAGCGGAACCAAGGAUGGGCUGGAACGGACCAAAAUAGCCGUCAUGAGAAAAGUUCCCUUCCUGCAGAGAAGAGACCAGAUCGAGGAGGAGGACGACGCUGGAUAUCUGGACGUGGUGGUGUCGGAAGGAAAGCAUCCGCCUCCACAGCUGAGCCCGAUGCCAGAGGGGCUGACCAGCCACCAGGUUGUCAGGCGCCAUAUUCUGGGCUCCAUCAUUCAGAGCGAGCGGAGCUACCUGGAGUCUCUCAGGAGAAUCUCACAGGAGUACCACAGACCCCUGAUGGAGGCUGAUCCCCGCAUCCUGAGCCCGCGGAAGAUCCGACCCAUCUUCUACCGAGUCCGUGAGAUCACACAGUGCCACUCCAUGUUUCAGAUUGCGCUGACGUCCCGCGUGGCUGAGUGGGACGCCAAUGAGAAAAUCGGAGACUUAUUUGUGGCCUCGUUUUCCAAAUCCAUGGUGCUGGAUGUGUACAGCGAUUACGUGAACAACUUCACCAACGCCAUGGCUCUCAUCAAGAAGGCCUGCAUGUCCAAACCCGCUUUUCUGGAGUUUCUGAAGAAGAAGCAGGCCUCCAGCGUGGACCGCAUCACUCUGUACGGCCUGAUGGUUAAGCCCAUCCAGCGAUUCCCACAGUUCAUUUUGCUACUGCAGGACAUGCUGAAGAACACCCCCAAAGGCCACGUGGACCGCCUUCCCCUGCAGCUCGCCCUGACCGAGCUGGAGAUGCUGGCCGAGAAGCUGAACGAACAGAAACGGAUCGCCGACCAGAUAGCAGAGACCCAACAGCUGGCCCGCAGCGUCAGUGACCGCCUCCUCAGCAAGCAACUGAACUCGGAGCAGGGGUCGCUGGUCCUCUGUGAGACGCUUAUUGAGACGGUGUACGGCGAGCGGGGACAAGUCCUGAAGUCGAAGGAGAGAAAAGUCUUCCUGUUUGAUGAUGUGCUCAUCUGUGCCAACAUAAAUGUCAAAGGUCCUCCAGACAUCAGCAGUCUGGUGCCCGUGGGGCCCAAGUACACCAUGAAGUGGAGCGCGGCCCUGCAGCAGGUGCAGGUGGUGGAGGUGGGGCAGGAGGGCUCUCAGAACAAAGAUGCCUUGUUUCAGCAGAGUGGGGCGAAGAGGCCAAGUACCGCCUGCGCCUCAGGGAAAACUCUUCUGGGCCCUCCACGACUCUACCAGGAGCUGCAGGAGCUGCAGCACGACCUUUCAGUGGUGGAAGAGGUGACUCUGCUCGUGGGCACGCUGCAGGGAACAUACCAGAACCUGAACACCACUGUGGCGCAGGACUGGUGUCUGGCUCUGCAGAGGCUUAUCCGCAUCAAAGAAGAACAGAUCCAGUGCGCUAACAAAUGUCGCUUACGCCUGCAGGUACCUGGAAGGCCAGACAAGUCUGGACGUCCCGUCAGUUUCAUGGUGGUCUUCAACACUCCCAACCCCCUCAGUAAGAUCUCCUGGGUCAACCGGCUGCAUUUGGCCAAGAUUGCACAGCGAGGGGAGAAUUCCCCCGGAUGGUUGUAUGGAGAGGAUGAAGGGAAGACGAUAUCGUCGUUCUCCAGCCCGCUGCUCGUCUGUCACAUGCCCGUCUUUGCCACCAAGUCUGCAGAAAGAAAACUUGAAACUGCCCUCCACAGCCCGGUUCACUGCUCCCUGCUGGGCUUCUCUGCUGCCAGUACCUCCUUACCUCAAGGAUACUUCUGGGUGGUCGGAGGAGGAGAAGACUCUCAGGGCCACAUCGAGAUAUUUUCUCUGAACAGGCCGGCGCCCAGGCCUGUGAAGAGCCUGCAGGUGGGCUCGGCCGUGCGAUGCCUGGAGUACGUCCCUGCUCCUUCUCGGACGGAGGACUUAGAGGCGGGAGGGCCGAGGGCGGCCUCGGUGAGCGCCGCCACCAUCUGUCUUGGAUUGGAUGACGGCCGCAUUCUGGUUUAUGGAAGUUUGGACACGGCGGCACAAUGUCUGCUGACCCUCCACAGCCCAGAGGGCCGUCCCGUGCUGUGCCUGAAGCACGCCUCUGGCUCGCUGUUCGCCGGGCUGCAGAGCGGGGUCGUCAUCGUUUAUGGAAGAAAUCAAGAUGAGGACCUGUGGGACUCGGACUCGCAUCGGUGCAUUAGCCUGGGUUCAGAACCCGUUCGGACCAUGCUGGUGCUGGAUGAUGUCGUCUGGGCAAGUUGUGGGAAUUCCGUGGUAACUGUCGAUGUUUCCAGUUUAGCAACACAGAAAUUUGAAGUCCAUUCAGACGUGGCAGUCAGCGUUGCACACAUGGCCUGUGCUGGUGGAGGCGUGUGGAUGGCGUUCUCAGAGGGAUCCUCCAUCCGUCUCUUUCACACGGAAACUCUGGAGCUGCUGCAGGAAAUCAACAUCUCCACGCGCUCAUCUCUGCUGAACGCUGGUACGGCUGGUACUGGUCAGAAGAGCACGCGGGUCACCAGUCUCCUCAUUUGUCAGGGGCUUCUGUGGGUUGGUACAGCCCAAGGCACAAUCAUCACUCUUCCUGUUCCCAAAUUGGAGGGGAUCCCCAAAAUAACAGGAAAAGGGAUGAUCUCUCUGAACGCUCACUGCGGACCCGUCGACUUCCUCGUGGCCGCGUCCAGCACGCUUUCUCCUGACCUGCUAAAGAGGGAUUCCUUUGGGGAGAGUCCAGACUCCGCCUGCGGCGGGGAGGACCACAGCGACUCCUCCUCCCAGGAGUCCCUGCAACAGUCUUACAAAGGGGAGGAGAAAGCCAAAAGGCGCGGCGUUCUGCUGCAGUACAAGCUGCGGUCCACGUCCGGCCUACCCGGCUGGCCUUUAACGGCGCAGAGUGAUGAGGCGUCCGAAUCCUCACUGGAGUCUCUGGAGCACAGUGUGGAGGACGGGUCCAUCUACGGGCUCAGCGACGACCCAGAAAUAUGGGUCCGAGGCCACUCCUGUGAGAGGGACGGGGCCCGCAAAGACCGUGUGACCUCAGCCGCCGUCAUAUCCGGGGGAAAAGGCUUUCGCCGACUGAAGGGAGGGGCUUCAGGUACCAGAACAGGUGGAGACUGUCUAGAAAAUAUUCUGAUGGUGUGGCAGCUCCCUCUGACUGUAUGAUGCAGGGAACAGACUUCAGGAGGGUUUACCUUGAAUGACCUCCUCCAUAAAUUCAGGGGAUUGGAGGAGAUGAUGAGGGGGCGACGGCGCUGCGGCGGAGCUCGUCACCGUGUCAUUUACCCCGGGGGAAAAGGAAGCGCAGACAUGCUGUUUAUGACAGGCGCUGUCAGCUCAAAGGAAGGCUCUGGAUGGCGUGUCAUCAUCCUGCCGGGGGGGCAGAGGUCGCCACAGACGCGUUCCAUGUCAUCCCUCUCAUCGGGCCCCUCCCCCGCCUCAGCAAAGACUGAUAUAUCUCACGUUCACUUCAUCAAACCAGAGUGUGCCCCCCAUGAACCCUUUUGUUCCAUGUGCAACAUUUCCACGAUGGACGUUUCUGGCAGGAAGAUUCUGAAAUGGAAGCAUGGCAGGAAAAGUUGCAUCCAGCUGAAACAGAUUCCAGCUGCAUCACAGAGCAUCCUCAUCCUUUCUGCCCUUUUUAAAAUCCCAUAAAAUGUGAAUGUGUAACACCUUAUUCUGUAUCUCAGAUGAGCUCUGUGGAAAAAGGAAGAAAAAAAGCUGCAUUUCAAUCGAGUUGUUUCCAAAAACUGUCCUUGUUUGGCUUUUGGGGUCAGAUUAAUACAGAUUUUAUGCAAGAAUAUUGCAAACCAAUUAAUUUGGAAUCUCUAUUUGCUGUCUUAAGUUAGUGUAAUUAUUUCAGAUGUAUCAGAUCAAAUGAGAUUUCUCUGUGCCAGAUUUCAGAGCAGCAUCUUCCCGAGCACCGUAAGGCUAAACGCCAGAGAUCUGCUUCAUUAUUCAUCAUCAUCUGUCAGCGAGAUAGAAUAAAUAUACUUACAGACUUGUUAAUACUCAACUCACUUUAGCUGGAAACCCCAGUCAGCAAUCUGAAGCUUGAUUUGAGUAAAUGAUAUAAUUAAAGCUCUGCAGACAUUUCAGCUGCUGGCGGUUUGAAGCAGGAAGACCUUCUCCACACCGACGGCACGGGAAACAUGCAGGAGGAGUCUGACUGAAGAGCUGAUUUACUAAACAUGGGGAAAUUCUGCGUCUUUUUGAAUUACAAAGGUCAUCAAGUUAGUGUGAAGCACUGAAUCCUAAUGCUGCGUUCACAACGAACACGAUUUGCACAUCAAAUUUGCAUCCAACGCCUCUUUCAAUUGAUUUUUAAAAGCUCUACUAAAUCAUCGGAAAUCCCAUCUCUAUGUCUGCAUUCAUCAGAUCAUUCAGAGACUCUCCUGGUACGAUGAGCUACACCAUCCACUCCAGGAGCAUUGACGGCGCUUUCAGCGGAACUUCCGUCUUUCUGUGACCCAGUUUGACGACUUCCUGUCCCGCAUCGCUCAGAGGAUAGAAAAAUAAUAAAAAUAACAUUAGAGGAACUUUUUAGUAUUGGCUCCACACAGAUAUAAAAAAUACCAUCAAAUUUAGCAACAAUCGGAUUCCCCUCCAUGCUGGUUUUAGGCUCCACCCACUGAUCACUUCAUCAACACGUCAUGUGCCACAACUGAGCUUCUGAUUGGUUGAUGAAAAUCAUUUCUUUACCAAAGUUUAGAUUUUCAAACUCUGAAAACAUCAUGUUGCGAUGCCCCAAAUCCUGCCGUAAGACGUCUUAUCAUCAGUACAUUGAGCUAACAUUGAAACUGGACUCCGAGGGGGGAGGGGGACCUGGCUGCAGAAAAAUGGCGCCCAGACAUCACUGGUCAAAAGUGAAAAUUCCAUAAGUUUUCAAAAUUGUUGCACCUUUUAUUAAAACUUUUUAGUGUGAAUCAACUGUAGAUUGUGCAAGAUGAACUUAAUUUAGAGCAAAUUUUACUUCUUCCAAAAUGGAUUUAAAUAAAAAUGUUCAGAUUGUAAAACUGUAGAUCAGGAUUCUCAAACUCAGUUUAUCUCAGGUCCACUGAAGGCAGAGUCUGGCUGAGGUUGGGCUGUAUGGGGUUCCAUUUGUGCCAAAAAUGCGUCUUUGGUCCAUUAUUUAUGUCUACUGAACAAGUUUAUUGAACAUUGUUCAUGUCUAUGUACUACUAAGUAAUAUCUUCUUCAUGUCCUGUAAACGACAGGAGCUAACAACACUAGCAACUGUUGCUAAGGACUUUUCUGAUCAGCAGAUCCAACGACAAUAACAAAUGUAAAGUUUUAAACAUAAAGCUGAAACAUCACAAAGCUAAGAUAAAGCUAUCAUCAAAGAACUUUCAUAUGUAGGCGGAGGCCGCAAAAUAUCAACUUGGGGGCCGCAAAUGGCCCGCGGGCCGCCGUUUCAAAACACUGCUGUCAACCUUUUAUAGCUAAGCUUUAGCUCCAGUAGUUACAUUCCUUCAACCCUUUUCAAGCCUUAACAUGAUCAAGGCGAAUCAACUAGAUCUGUCACUGAUAAAAGCCACUUUGUGCUGGUAUGAAACACUUUCUACUAGCAAUGUGUUGCACACCGGCACAAAGCCGUUUUGCUCUGGGGAUUAGCUGAUCCAUAUUGAUCGUGUAAGGAGUUAUGGUAUGUUGAAGGGCAUAGUAGGUUCUGACAGAGACAUCUGUGUUCUUAAAGGUUUAAAGCUUCAAGUGGAAAAAACACAAAACUGUUUGGGUUGUCAAUUAAAUUAGUAUUUUUAGACAAAAAGGAAAGAAAUGGCAGAACUUCCAACCACCAACUUCCAGUUCAGGUUAAUGAUAUCUUGGCGCCAUCUUGUUGUCAGCAGCCUGGUCCUCUUAGACGCUCCUGCCGCAUGAAUUGCGUUCGGUGUGAACGUAGCUUUAUACAUAUGCACAUGUAAGAGCUUAUACGGCCACCUCAAGGACCAUCUCGAAAUGGUAACAUACUGUGUUGUACACGUGGUAAUUGUAUGGUGAGGUAUUGGUCAUGGAAGUAUCAUGUGAAGCACUAGUGACUGUUCCCGCACACACUCAGUUGUGUUCUUUGACUGUGCUUUUAGCAUGUAGUGUCACACUGAACUGUCGUUACCUGAUACUGGCGUCUGUCCGCCACCAGUUGGAGACAUGGUGCAAAGUCUACCAAAUCUUUCCCAGGCUUUUUCUUUCGCAGAUCUGUUGCGAUAAAUCAGGGGUGUCAAACUCAAGGCCUCGAGGGCCGACGUCCUGCUGGUUUUCCAGAAAUCUUGCCUUAUCCGAAACAGAUUACCUGGAUCAGGUGUGUUUAGCCAAUAAGGAGCUUCUAUGUUAGCUUGAAUAGAAAACAUGCAGGAAACCGGCCCUCGAGGACUUGAGUUUGACACCUGUGCGACAAAUGAAAGACUAGAUGCCAUAUACUUCCAGCUUCUCCUUCAUGAUGAAUUUAGAGACUUAAAAAAGAUGCUGCUCCUGCGUCAUCACCAAAUCCAAGUCAGUGAUCUGGUUUAACUAAAAAAUGUGCAUGUGAACGCACAAGCCUAAAAUGCACUUUCACAGACUUUUGAUUUGAACUGGUAUCCAAACAUCAUGUACACUUUCAGAUCUUCCUUUCUGCCUUUUUUCAGUCCAAUAAUUUAAGUGAGUUUACACGUUUGAAAUCUCUUAAAACAACUAAAAUAGCACAUAACAUUGUUUGUAUUUGAUGACGGGUUCAGUUUAUUUACCUUUUAGAUGAAGUUUUUACUCACUUUGAGUUAACUGGUGGUACUGCCGUUCCCUUCUGCAGCUUCACAAAGUUUUAUUAGCAAAACUGUGUUAUUGCACAGAAAGAACAAAGCAGCACUUGUUAACAUGAACUGUUAACUACGACUGCAGGUGAAACAUUUGGAGGUACGAACAGACUUAGCUUUCGCACUGUAGCGGGAGGCCACAGCACCGGAGUCAUGGUCAAACUGGAUUUCGGUUUUCUACCUUUCAAACACGGACAGUACUGCAUAUGGCCACAUUUGUUUUGACUGAGGCUGAGUUCACUUUACUUUUCCCUUCCAUAAGCAAUCACCUUUUCAUGCAUAAGUCUUUAAAACGUGUUUUUUGUGGGUGAAGCAGGUUAGAAUACCUCCACUUUUUAAAAAGGGACUCCGUGCUGCCAGAGUCACAAAGCCCUUUUCCGGUUGCCAUGGCGACUGUUCUUUUUGACACUGAGCGGUGACGUUGCAGUCAGGAAAUUUGGCAGGAAACCCAACAGGACUUUUCUAUUGUGUGACUUGCUCUCUAAACCUUUGGCUCUUUUCUUCUCCCACCUGUGAAGGAUGAAUAUAUGCAUCAGAGUGAGUCACCUGAAGUGCGUGCUCUUCAUGUCUUUACUGCAAAUGUAUAGAAUUAUUUGUUCUGUUUCAAUAUCUUAUUCAGCAGCACCGGUGGGUCUGGCGAAGUGACUCCUGUGUUUCAUUUGCUCGCAUUUCUGUGUCUUCUCCACGCACUGAAUGCUAACGCUUAAGGAAAAGAGCAUUGUGUUACUAACUGUAACUGUUCCUAAUAAACCUGUAUUCCAUUUU